AUGCUAAAUGUAACAUAUUCUAUCAAAAACGCUGUGUGUAUUCCAGAAAUGUUCACAUUAACAGGAGGGCCACCAUGAUACGGAAAGAACUCAGGUGUCCCGAACAGACAACACGGUGAAACUGAAGCAUUCGCAUAGCAGCACACGGGUACAACUAUAUACAUUAGUUACAGUAUGUCCGGUGCCAGAAUUUCAUCAUUUCUAAGGAGCCUGUUGCGCCGAAAGCCCCUGGAACCAGAAGGAGAGGUGUCAAACUUCUGUCGCUGCCUAUCCACCCUGGACCUGGUAGCGUUGGGGGUUGGCAGCACCCUGGGCGCUGGCGUGUACGUGCUGUCUGGAGAGGUUGCCAGGAUCGUGUCUGGCCCCAGCAUAAUUGUCUCUUUCUUCAUUGCUGCACUGGCCUCCAUCUUUGCUGGACUUUGCUAUGCAGAGUUCGGGGCCAGGGUCCCAAAGACGGGCUCUGCUUACCUGUACAGCUAUGUGACCGUGGGGGAGGUGUGGGCUUUCAUCACCGGAUGGAAUUUACUGCUCUCUUAUAUCAUAGGUACCUCAAGUGUAGCCAGGGCAUGGAGUGGCACAUUUGAUGACCUUAUUGGAAAUGUUAUAGCUAACGCUUUGGGAAAAUAUGCACCUAUGGGUCUGCCAGGCCUGGCUGCCUUCCCAGAUUUCUUUGCAGCCGGUCUUAUCCUGUUACUUGCUGGUGUCCUUGCAUUUGGUGUCAAAGAGUCUUCGACAAUCAAUAAGAUAUUCACUGGCAUUAACAUAGCAGUUCUGCUGUUUAUCAUCAUUUCUGGCUUCAUCAAAGGAGACAUUAACAACUGGUAUAUCAGUAUGGAAACUAUCCUGAAUACUACAUCACACAUGCAGGUCAGCAAUCUGUCCUCUACUGUGAAUGCGACGAGUGGUUUUGGAGUUGGUGGAUUCUUCCCGUUUGGAUUCCAAGGAACCUUGGCGGGAGCUGCAACCUGCUUCUAUGCUUUUGUUGGAUUUGACUGCAUUGCCACCACAGGGGAAGAAGUGAAGGACCCUCAGAAGUCCAUUCCACUGGGCAUUGUCUCUUCUCUGCUCAUCUGCUUCCUUGCCUACUUUGGAGUUUCUGCUGCCCUGACACUCUUAAUGCCCUACUACUUAUUGAGCAUUCAUAGCCCCCUGCCAGUGGCCUUUACUUAUAUUGGUUGGACUGCAGCCAAGUAUGUGGUUGCCGUGGGUUCCUUGUGUGCACUCUCUACAAGCCUCCUGGGCUCCAUGUUUCCAAUGCCCAGAGUCCUCUUUGCCAUGGCUAGAGAUGGACUCCUUUUCAAAUCCUUGAGUAACAUCAGUUCUCGGCAGAGUCCAGUUGUAGCUACACUGUCAUCUGGCAUUGUGGCAGCAAUCAUGGCUCUGUUGUUUGACCUGAAGGCACUGGUUGAUAUGAUGUCAAUCGGAACACUUUUCGCCUACACCCUUGUGGCCGUGUGUAUUCUCAUACUUCGGUACCAAGACGAUUGCACUGAAGACUCCAAUAAUAUCCAAAAAACAGAAACAAGCUCAAAGUGGAGGUUUUUAAAUCCUCCUUCACACCCAACUUCUGAAACGUCAAAAAAUGUAUCAACUUGUACAAUUGUCAUUAUUAUACUGAUCAUCAUCUUGAGCCUAUUUUUGAGUAAGGCUACAAAACCUCUGCUGUGCCAAGAAGUAUGGAGUCUUCUUUGUGUCUCAGUCAUCCUUCUUAUUCUGGUUCUUAAUGUUGUUAUUAUAUGGAGGCAGCCUCAGAGUCCCAUCAAAGCUGCUUUUAUGGUGCCCUUUUUGCCAGUACUCCCCACAGUGAGUGUUUUCAUCAACGUCUACCUCAUGAUCCAACUGGGUACGGACACGUGGAUUCGAUAUGCUGUUUGGAUGGCAGUGGGACUGCUCAUCUACUUUGGUUACGGUGUUCACCACAGUGUGCAGAAACAACGGCUUCUCAAUGCAAGCAAUCAGGUCCAUAUUCAGACCAUUGAGACCAAAGCAGAAGGGGAUGGAGUGAAAAGAGAAGACAGAUUCUGAGCCUGAGGGAAAAAUGUUUGACAGUAGAAUGAAACUAACCAUUCUGAAAGUCUUUAUUUGGAAUACAUGGUUUUAAAAAAAUAAUUUCAUAUGCAUUAAAUUUUGUACCAAAUGCAGUUUAUGAAAUAUAGGUUUUAUGUAUGAUAUUAUUAAAACAGUAUGAUCAUUAAUGUAGAGUUAUACAUAAUAUAUAUAUAUAUAUAUGUCUGCACAAGUAUUUAAAACCUCAGGAGAAUAAUUUAGAAUACACAUGUAUAUUUAAACAAUAUUUAAUCUUGCUCACAAAAGCUAUCAUCUUGACAUCUUGAAGGUUACUUCAGGUAUUGUAUAAAAUUUCUGUUUCACUCAGUAAAUAUAAAUACCAGUAAAAAAUAAAUGUAAAAAAUCGGUACUUUGUUUUUAUGUGGUUAAUGAAUGAGACCUACUUCAUGGGCAGCCUAGGUCUCACUCCAAGAACAGAAAGGUUCCACAUUCCACAAAUGAAACAUGUCCACACAAAUUAGGAAGAAAAAAAAUGUAAAAAAGCUGCCAUAAUGUUGCAGAAUUACCACAGGCUGCAUAAUCACGGCGUUACCCAGCGGAGACACAAAUUCAUGCCAUUAAGGUUUCAUAUAAAUUUUAUCCAAAAAUCUUAUUAGGGAGAUCACAGUCCUAACCAGAAUUAAAGGUCUGUGGGGCACU
Molecule: messenger RNA, 2706 nt
Organism: Anguilla rostrata (American eel)
Lineage: Eukaryota; Metazoa; Chordata; Actinopteri; Anguilliformes; Anguillidae
Product: cationic amino acid transporter 2-like
Exons: 12
Coding region: 175-2025 (616 amino acids)
Biological process (GO): L-arginine import across plasma membrane; L-ornithine transmembrane transport
Cellular component (GO): plasma membrane
Molecular function (GO): L-ornithine transmembrane transporter activity; L-arginine transmembrane transporter activity; L-lysine transmembrane transporter activity
Source: RefSeq, a predicted model, not a curated record